Molecule: messenger RNA, 1580 nt
Organism: Pterocles gutturalis (yellow-throated sandgrouse)
Lineage: Eukaryota; Metazoa; Chordata; Aves; Pterocliformes; Pteroclidae
Gene: ZC2HC1C
Product: zinc finger, C2HC-type containing 1C
Exons: 3
Source: RefSeq, a predicted model, not a curated record
UGGCAGCUACUAAGCCUGUUCAUGGUUCCCAGCUAGAACACCAGAAGAACAACUUUCAGCAUGAACGCGUACCUGUCAAACAGGAAAGUUUAAAGGAUGUCUAUGGCCAAAAGAGCCAAAGCUAUUCAUAUUGUCUUUCUCCAGAAAGCAGUCAACACAUCUGCAGGCGCAGUUCAGCUGGACUGCAGAGCAAGUAUCCCACUAGCCACAUACAGACUCUGACAACUAAAUCAGUAGUCAGACGGAAAGGAGUGGACCGUGCAUAUCCCCUGAAACCAAUUUUUCACCACAAGGACAUGAGUGUUCCAGCGCUCAACAGAGCACAUCUUGGAAAUUCCCCAUACACGGAGGAAGCUCAAAAUCAUAGGCCUAGCUUAAUGAGCAAAGGGAAGCCUCCAGGAGGAAUGACUCAGCUAGCUGCAGUGCUCUCUCCUGGGACAGCAGAACCUAAGCAGUCAGCCUCCUAUCCACACAGGAGAGAGAUGGACUACAUCCUAAAGUUGGAGGCAGAUGGACAGAACCUGGAGAAGGAAAUUCAAAAGAAGAAGGCCCUCCUCAGAGAGAAGCUGGAGAGAACAAAGGAGGUGCUUAAGAGGAUUCAAAGAGAGAAGGAGCUUGUCAAGGUAGAGGAGAGAAGAGACAGAGAAGUGGAAAGGACCCAUGAGCAAAAGGCUGCAAGAGACCCUGAAGAGAAAACUCCCAGAAUUGCAGUCAUGCCAGGUGAUGGAGUCCUCAGUGGGGCGCAGUCUGCAGAGGCCACUAUCCCCAAGUUUGGCACCAGCCUCCACCCCCAAGAGCUCUCUAUGGGGAAACUCAAGAAGGAGCAGCUGGCGGCCAGCAACAGCAAAAUUCGAGACCACAUACCCAUGGGGCAUUUAGCCUCUUGUUCAGAGCUGGCUCCAAAGCAUAGACCUUCUCUCUCUGACCGAGGUUCUGGUGACCACUUGUCCACAGAGGUGCUGCACAUGCAGGCUGACAGCGCCAUGGAGCAGGGGAAGCUCACACAGUGCAGCUUCUGCGGACGUAAGUUUCUCUGCGCCAGGCUUGAGAAGCACAUGAGUAUUUGCAGCAAGAGCCAAGGCUCCCAGAGGAAAGUGUUUGAUUCCAGAAAGGCCAGAGUUAGGGGAACAGAACUGGAACAGUAUCAGCAGUGGAAGAGCUCAGAGGAGCCUGAGAAUAAGCCACCCAGAAAGAACAACUGGAAACAGAAGCAUGAAGUUUUGAUUCAAACCCUGCGCCAGGCCCGCCAGAUCCAGCAAGUCCUCUCCAAGGGAGGGAAGGCAUCUGCCCUGCUUCCCUUGCCUCCCAUCGAAAACCCAGACUAUGUUCCCUGCCCCUACUGCAAACGCCGAUUUGCUCCCCAAGUAGCUGAGAGACAUAUUCCUAAAUGCAAAUACAUCAAGAGUAGGACCUUACCCCCACUGCAGAGGAGACUCAACAUGGAGUCUGGGUGUAGAUGUGAGGCUGCCACUGUUCAGCCAGCUGAGCAGAGAAGAAAGGCUGUUGCUACAGGCUGUCAGCAGGACAGCAGCAAGGAGCAAACCAGCCAUGCGAAAGGGGCUGUUCUUCAGAAUCGUUAA